Molecule: messenger RNA, 99 nt
Organism: Phytophthora nicotianae INRA-310
Lineage: Eukaryota; Oomycota; Peronosporomycetes; Peronosporales; Peronosporaceae
Exons: 1
Coding region: 1-99 (32 amino acids)
Source: RefSeq, a predicted model, not a curated record
AUGAGUUCGACGUUGAAGGACGGCAACGAAGAACAUCAGGCGGAGACGUCGAAGAUGGCAACGGACGGCGGAGAUCGGACGAAGGACUGGCGACCGUGA